GCAGAAUGUGCUGGUUGUGCAUGUGUCCGGCAGUGUCUAAAGCUCCUGACUAACGCUCACUGUGUAGUGCGACUGGCUCAGUGCAAAGCAAAGGGGAAACGAGGGGUCAGAGCAGUGCAUGAUGGGAACUGUCACCCUAAAGUGUUUCAGGGGAACAGCAUGACACAAUGGAGCGGAUUGGACCUUCCUUGCUCCCAGACACUAUUCUAUACCAGAUCUUCCAGAGCCUCGGGCCAUUGGAUCUCCUUUCUGCGGGACUGGUGUGUAGGCGCUGGUAUAAUGUCUCCCGAGACGAUUUCCUGUGGAAGGAUCUGUUCUACCGACAUUACCGGGUGCAGAGACACAUCCUCCGGUGCCCAGGGGCGGAGUCCUGGUACGAGGAGUUCCAGCGAGUGAGCGACACAGUUCCGUGUGUAGAGGUGCAGAGAUUACGGGAACACGGGGACCAAGUGCUGCACAUCAGCUUCUCCCACUCAGGAGACCGCUUUGCCUCCUGCUCCAAGGACUGUACCAUUAAGGAUGUUGAGUCGGAGAACGUGAACGUUGUGAAGAGACUAUUUAAGAUCCAGAACCUGAACGCAAGUACAAUCCGCAUGGUGAUGGUGGCCAGUUCUCCGGACCUGUUGGUGGAAGUCGCCGAAAAUUCGGAAGAAAGUGCCAAGAGCCCACCCCCCCCACAGGCAGAGGAGGAGGAAGAGGGAGACCGGGGGGAAGGAGAAGUGGAGGAAGAUGGGGAAACAGACAUGGCAGAGGACAUCGAGGAGGAGUUUCAGAUAUUUAGGGACAAUGGGGAGGAGGGGCUUCCCAGGCCGAUACUCUCUGAGAACCAGUUUGAGACUAAAGUGGCCCAGUUGUAUGCCAGAUACAGAACCAAAAGCAAUGAUGGGGGCCCCAAAACCACAGAGGGAAACCAGGACAAGAAAUAUUUGAUCUUCACAACGGGGUAUCUCACCUACGCACCCCACCAGAUAGGUGAGUCCCCUGCCAGUAUGGCUGCUGCUGUUCCUUCCCCUGGUCAAUAGAGGGCACCAUCACAGGGCCAUGGUUCUAUUGUUGAGCCUGAUGUUUCUGACAUUUCAUCUUCCUCCAGGGAUCAAGCAGCUGCUGCCCCAUCAGAUGACGACUGCGGGGCCAGUGCUGGGAGAGGAGCGGGGCCAAAAUGAAUUCUUUGAUGCUCUGGAUCAUGUCAUCAAUAUUCACGGUCACAUCAUAGGCAUGGGCUUGUCCCCCGACCACAGGUCAGUGCCCAGCCCUCCCCGACCACAGGUCAGUGCCCAGCCCUCGUCUCCUGUGUCCCCCCUGCCUCCUACAAUUCCCUCCUCUGCUUUCUCAGACUGCCCACACCAUUGUAUCAAUAGUCAAGUCUCCAUUUCCCAGAAUGCCUUGCAUGCACUGCGAUUAACAGCCCUGAGCAGAGGAAGGGUAACACAAGGCAUUGUGGGAAAGAGCCUUGGCUGGAGGGAAGCUGAUUUGAUACAUAGUUUGAAGUCUGGCAAACAGAGAAGGGAAUAGCAAAGGACAAUCUGUUUGGACCCCACAGGUUCCUGUAUGUAAAUAGUCGCCCUUGGCCGCACGACUGCCUCAUCGCUGACCCCAUGGACCCCCCUCCCAUAGCUGAGGAGAUUGAGCUGCGCAUCUUUGACCUGCGAAACUUGAGGGAAGUACAGUCCCCCCUGCGAGCCCACCGGGCCUACACCCCCAAUAACGAGUGCUUCUUCAUCUUCCUCGAUGUCAGCACAGACUUUGUAGCCAGGUAAGUGGCACUGACAUCUGGGGGUUAUAUAUUUAUCCUUUUCAUUCAACACAGACACAGAGGGGACUGUCAGUAGCUUGGCCUUUAGUAAGAUGUUGCCUGGGGCUGCUGGACGUUGUAGUUAGAGCUAUAGAGGCAAAUAUUAUAUGUGGGGCAUACACACAACUCCACAGCAAGGGAUUGUGGGUAAUAUCUCAUCUUUCUGUCCUUGUCAGUGGGGCAGAAGACCACUGUGGCUACGUGUGGGACCGGCAUUACAGCGCCUGUUUAAGCAAGUUGCCACAUGAUGAUGUGGUGAAUUCCGUGGCCUUCAGUCCCGUGGAUCAGGAGAUGCUUCUCAGUGCCAGCGAUGAUUUUACAAUAAAGGUGUGGCGCUCCCCCCGCUCUCUACGAAUUACCGGUGCCUUCUAGUGGACUCUGGGCUUCAGCCAGGAUAUGGGAUUGGACUUGGGCCCCACAUUUGGGUGUGUGAUAACCAGGCAGGUGGGUUACUUGGGCCCCCCUAAUGGCACCUCUGGUGACAGAGAUUUUAUUGGUAUCGUGGGACUUGCACUCUUAUUUAUUUCUUUGUGAUUUUAUUUGGGGAAAUCCGUGUGAAACUGACUGUCGGGGGGUUAACACAAUGUCUUUAUGUACUGCCGACAGCACCACCGCUUUGCCCACUCAGUAACUCUACCUGCUCUCAUUAAAGCAACUCACAGUCA
Molecule: messenger RNA, 2457 nt
Organism: Xenopus laevis (African clawed frog)
Lineage: Eukaryota; Metazoa; Chordata; Amphibia; Anura; Pipidae
Gene: fbxw5.S
Product: F-box and WD repeat domain containing 5 S homeolog
Biological process (GO): protein ubiquitination
Cellular component (GO): SCF ubiquitin ligase complex; Cul4-RING E3 ubiquitin ligase complex
Source: RefSeq, marked provisional